Molecule: messenger RNA, 411 nt
Organism: Melampsora larici-populina 98AG31
Lineage: Eukaryota; Fungi; Basidiomycota; Pucciniomycetes; Pucciniales; Melampsoraceae
Exons: 5
Coding region: 1-411 (136 amino acids)
Source: RefSeq, a predicted model, not a curated record
AUGUUCCACCAAUAUCAAAUCAAGGUUGCUGUGCUAGUCUUUACCUUGUGUUUCAGCGCACACAUCGUAUCAGGAUUGACAGUUGCUUGCGAUGGCGGGUUGACAGGAGCCGUUCGGUGGAAGGGGGGCGAUGUUACAUGCAUCAAGGGUAAUCAGGAAAGGGAACGUCAUUCGUGCAGGUACAAAAGCUGUUCACUGAAUGGUAACAAAUGGGUCGAAAUGGACACCUGUCGAAUCCAUGGCGCACCCCGCACCGACCCUGGCAUAAGCAAGCAACAAUGCACGGACUACUCCUGGAUGGCUGAUGGCACAUAUUCUUGUACGAAUGCCGGGGAUAGAACUUAUGACUGCUACAAUCUGAGCCCAGACACCGUCCCAUACAUAACGUGUAAUGACUGCAACCCGGCGUAG